GCAGCCCCCGGCCCUGGCUGAACUGACUGCACUGUAUGUGGGGAGGACUUGCAGCCUGUGGAGGGAAGCAGCAGCAAUGCUGUGGUUGGAAGAGUCUGUGAAAGAGGUGCUGCACCGAGUUGAUGCCAAAGACCCUCUGGUGGAGGACUGUCAAAACAAGAGAAAGCAAAGGUACCAGAGUGCACCAAGGAAUAUACAUCGCCACGUCCUCCUCUCCGAGAUCAAAGAAGCCACAUCAAGUCUGCCUCUAGAUGUGACCAGUCAGCCUGUGAUGGGCUUUGACCCUCUGCCUCCACUGGACUCUGUGAUAUCAUACACCCGACCAGAGAGGCAGCGUGUCGGUGCAUCCAAUGAGAGUACAUUGUCGCUGUUUUUCCGGUCUUUGCUGCCAAACUUCAACCUUCAGGGUGGACAGAGGCAGGAGGAUGACAUGGAAGUGGCUCGAGCCGGUCAGGAGCUGAACCAGGAGGUGAAUCGUCUAAUGGUGGCAAUGAGGGACAUGCUGGCAAACAUCAGGUUUCAAGAGCCACCGAGAGAGGACAACCCCUACAGAGAUGAGGAUGAAUGGGACUGAGUGAGGAGGGAGACAGAGAUGGAAUUUUAAGCGUGAGGAUGAGGAGGAACCAAGUAGACGACGAACCUUUAAAAACUUAAUGACAAGAAAAUCGAUAAAUUGAAUGGUGUUUAGUAUAAUUAAUAGGAGUUGGUGUGGGAUAACUGAAUAGUAUUUUAUUAUUGUCACAAUUUCAGAAUACUAAAGUGAGAGGAAGAGAUGACUUGGUCUUACGAGCCAGUCCGCUCCUCUGCUUUAGUGGCAUUUGAAUGAAGAAAAAACAGUACUCUUGGCCAAUCCACACAAUUGUUAACAUGGAGAAAUUUUUUCCAGAGUCAGAAAACAGAUUGGUUAGUUGAACUUGUCAUGUCACUAAAGUUGAUGGUGUUAUUUAUAAUUUAUAAUCAUUUUGGAAUCUAACAUCUCCAGUCAUGCGUUGAGCAGCAUUAGUACAUAAUGGCAGCUACUCUUCUUCCUCUAGUUUCUGGCUUUUGGAGUUUUUCCAUGUUCACAAACAGUGGACUGCUUCAUGAAACGAGAACAAAGUUGAAAAGGUUCUCUUGUUGAGUUGGCAGCACUGUAACACAGGUUGUGUUUUUUGUUUUUACCACAUAAUCUGAGAGAGAGUUUUUAUUCUCAUUGAAGACCAACAGAUCUUGUCACUUAAAACACAUUUCAAAGCAGUUCAAGGCAUUGAAGUCCAUGUUAACUUUUAGUGACGGAAAGCUAAUUAAUUGCGUUGAACACAACGGAACUGUUUAAUGGAAAUAUUUAAUGGUUAAAUUCUGAGCCAGAUAAGCAUUUUAAUCUGUUAAAUGUUAUUGAAGGUGGAAUAAAUAACCACAGCUGUUGUGGGAUUUUGUGUUGGGAAUAGCACAUAUUCAGAUGUUAAAUUAAAAAGAAAAAUCAAUAUAUAUGAAGCUCUUUUAUAAAUGAUAACUGUGUUUACCCACUCUUCAGACCUGUGCUUUCCUACCAAAAGAUUUGCUAAAUAUGGCAAGGGACUCCCAAAAAAAAAAUUUAACAUUAAUUAUUCUAGUUCUACAAACAGUGCCAAAUUGCAUCACAGUAUUUUAGAAAAGUUGCUGCAAAUUCAGUCACUUCCGAUGGGGAGAAAAAUAAUCACCAAAUUUUCAGAUAAUAUAUCUUAUCUCUAUUGUGACCUGUUGUGGAUGCAUUCAAGCAAUGCAAGGCUGGGUCUCCAGUUGACUUGGCUCAUUCUCUUUUAUGAUUCAUUCGCAUUUCAUUUUCCAUCAUCAUGAUUUCAUUUUAGUCUUGUCUCCUGCAGAUUUCAGCAUAUCCUAAAUCGAAACCAUCACAAUGCUGUGAAUCUGUUCUUCGGUCUAACCCAAACCAAAAUAUGUUGAUUAAAUGGUUAUUUUCUGACUUUUGUCACAUAAUCAUUUUAUUGGAAAACUGGUAUGAGAAUCGUUUUUUUUUUAUUCUUGUGUAACUCUUAUCACUAAAGCAGGAUGUCUGAUGUUUUCCCUUUUUCUUUUAUGCUCCUUCACUCCUGCUCUGUUUGGAACCCAUUCUCACAUUUAACUUUGAGUUGAUUGCCGUUAUUUGAUUAUUUGUGGCUUACUCCACCCAAUAAAACAGUACAGAGAAUUGGUCCGAA
Messenger RNA from Micropterus salmoides (largemouth bass), 2174 nucleotides. Its product is annotated as transcription factor 25-like. The record is from RefSeq and is a predicted model, not a curated record. Gene Ontology annotation, cellular component: RQC complex. Gene Ontology annotation, molecular function: protein binding. NCBI's taxonomy places the organism in Eukaryota, Metazoa, Chordata, Actinopteri, Centrarchiformes, Centrarchidae.